CAACAGCAAAGAGAAGAAGAAAGACAAAAGGAAGCAGUGGUGGAAGCCUUGGGUUGAUCAUGCGUCCAUGGUCCGAAGUGGCAAUUAUUACUUAUUUGAGACAGAUAGUGAGGAAGAGGAGGAAGACGAGGACAAGAAUGAUGAGGAACCUCCCAAAAGAUCAGCGUUCCAGUUUGUGUAUCAUGCCUGGAUAACUGACUCAAAAACUGCCAUGAAAGAGCAAAGUAAGGAAAGACGGCGAUUCUGGCAAAGGUACACAGAGGGCAGAACAAGCAAGAAGAACCAGAAGCAAGUGCAUGUGGCCAUUGAGGAAGGAGAUCAGGAUGACGGUGUUACAGAGGAGGAGGUAUCUGAAGGACCAGAUAACAUCCUGAAGCGAGUGUUUAACAUCGUGAAGUUCUCCUGGGUGCUCUUCCUGGCCCUGCUGGACAGUUUCACAGCCUGGCUUAACUCCAUCUGCCAGGAGCACAUCGAUAUCUCCACCGUCCUGCGCAUUGAGCGCUGCAUGCUCACUAAUGAGGUCAAAAAGGGGAACAAUCCAUCGCGGGACAGCAUCCACACGUACUACCAGAGACAGAUGUGCAGGCCAGCGUCCGCCGAGUCCAGCCUGGACCGGACUGAGGACGAGUACUCGGACUUCAGCCCCCUGCGGAGCCAGGCUUACGAGUCCGAUGUCUCUAGAGAAAACCUGUCCAGUGAGUACACAGAACCCACUGUGCUGUUGGAGUCUGAGGAAACCAGUGAGCAUGUUCUCAAAACCAGCCAGCGCGCUCGACCCAGACUCUGCCGCCUGCCUGGAGUAGAUGUGCAGUCGUCGUCUGCAGACAGUGCAGCCAG
Messenger RNA from Sinocyclocheilus grahami, 837 nucleotides. Its product is annotated as piezo-type mechanosensitive ion channel component 2-like. Gene Ontology annotation, cellular component: membrane. The record is from RefSeq and is a predicted model, not a curated record. NCBI's taxonomy places the organism in Eukaryota, Metazoa, Chordata, Actinopteri, Cypriniformes, Cyprinidae. The transcript is spliced from 7 exons. The annotation marks the transcript as partial. Gene Ontology annotation, molecular function: mechanosensitive monoatomic ion channel activity.